Molecule: messenger RNA, 2660 nt
Organism: Uranotaenia lowii
Lineage: Eukaryota; Metazoa; Arthropoda; Insecta; Diptera; Culicidae
Product: zinc finger protein 808-like
Exons: 7
Coding region: 835-2592 (585 amino acids)
Biological process (GO): regulation of gene expression
Cellular component (GO): nucleus
Molecular function (GO): zinc ion binding
Source: RefSeq, a predicted model, not a curated record
UAUAUCCUUGGUCGAUGACCAGAAAUGAUGGAACACGGAAAUUUAAAACAGUUAUAGAGUUAAAUUUUAAUGAUUGAAAAUGUUAAUGUUUAAUGCAAACUUUUGCCUUGUUUAAUGAUUUCUGUGUUUAAAAUAACUCAUUUCCAGCCGCUGAAUGAUGGGUCACUUCAUUGGUUCAAUAAUCUACAAGGAGCACUUUUUAGCGUGCUUCCAACGAAAUGCCCCUCGGAGCGUAUGGUACUGGUGGUCCACGCUUCUUCUUUCCCCUUGUUCCUGACAUCUCUGCGUUCUCUGCUCCACGGUAGGCCCGACCAUUUUAUGUUUUUAAUUAUUUUAAUGUUUCUAUGUUAACAUAAUUAAAAGCAUGAACAAAGACAAGAAGAAUAAUAACAUGUUUUUAUUAUUCUUCGGGACUCAGACUUAAGUUCUGGCUGUGGAAGUACGAUUAGUGAUUAGUGAUUAGUGAUGAUUGCCUCGAUCUUCUUUAAUUAUAUCUGGAUUACUUCGACUCCAACAAUUUGGAUCAACAUGUGAUCCGUUGAUCAGAAAUAAAUAAGAAAGCUUUGGAAGGUGAUUUGACAUCUACCAAUAACAUGCAUUAUCCAGAAAAGUCCACACUAGGCGACGAAUGCUCGAUUUUCGUUGCGAGACGGAUUUUUGUUGUCUGUCGUUGUUGUUGGAAACAUGCGACAGUCUCAGGAUCUCCCGAAGAACCAUGCAUGAACUGCGAUUUCGAUUGAUGAGACUUGUUUAUGUGUAUGUGUGCAUUGUUUGUAAAUACUGAGAACGAGGAAAAGAGGUUUUUCUCGAUAACACCCCAGUUUUUCAAUUGAAAUGGCCGUGUUCGAAUUAGCAUCCUAUCCGGAAGUAUGCCGAAUAUGUCUGCAUUCGAUUCCGGUGAGUUCGAUGAUCCCACUGAAGAAAUAUAAUUCCGAAUUGAACGAUACCGUGGACCAGUUGAUUAAUUCAGUGGCGUAUACUGUUCCGAAGAACUUAGAACAUCUGUUUCCGCAACAAGUUUGUAAAAAGUGCUACACAUCAUUGGAGUCCUUUAUUACUUUUCGGUCAAAUAUGAUUCUUUUCCAUCAGUUCAUGGAAGCAUUGGUAGAGGUGAAACAAGCCAACACCAGUCUGAUCAAAAAUCUGUUUCAGAAACGACCGGAAGUUGUGGGAUUACUCCAAACAUUGAAUCUGUGCAAUAAAGAAAAAGCUUCCGUCGAUGAUUUACUGGAUGAGUUUCCCAGCUAUAGGUUGGCUCAGCUACCAGCCAAAUACGAACUGCAUUCAGAAGGAAUCAAGAAGGAGCUAAGGGAUGAUGUUGAUUUUGAGCCUUUAUCGGAUUCAAUUCCAGAAUCAAUUGAAACCACUGAAUUGGUUAUAAAACUAGAUCCUAUGGAAGCACUGAUGGACAGCCAAAGUACAGAAUCGCAUUCCCCGCGGAAUGACAAUUUCGAUGAUCUUGCAGAAGACCGAGUAGUCUCAGAACACGAACCUGAAACGAGUGCCGAAUACUUGCCUGAGAUCAAAGUGAAGCGUAAAAGAGAUCGGUCCAAAAACGCACCUAAAACAUUGAAAACAGUUUAUCAAUGUCCCAAUUGCGAUUUUAAAACUACGCAUAAGCGAAAAUUUCAAAGGCACGGAAAGACUCAUCUAAAGAAGGAAAUCAAACGUUUCGUCUGUCGAGAGUCCGGCUGCACGGAGGUGUUUUCCGAGUCCCGGGAAUAUCUCGCCCACAGAGCCAAUCACCGGCUGUUCACGUGUGAAUACUGUGGCAGCCAAUUCAAAACGGCCAGUGACCUCAAAAGCCACUUGCUGCUACACGAAGGCAAACCGAUAUUCCGCUGCGAAUAUUGUGACUAUACGGCAGUGAAGAGGGAAUAUGUAAAGCUCCAUGUGCGCAAUCAACAUGUAAAAACGAAUUCGUUUAAAUGCGACGUAUGCGACUUGAUUUUUGCAAAGAAAAUUACUUUGAAAAACCACAUGAAUAUUCACACAAAAGAAAAAACCUAUAACUGUAGGAUAUGCGAGAAGGUAUUCUACGUCGAAAGUUAUUUGAAAAAACACGUCGCAAAUGUGCACGAGAAGACGCGAAGAAAAUGUGAAUAUUGUUCAAGAGACUUCUGUCUGAAGGAAGUGCUUGUCGAUCACAUCGAGAAGGAUCACGGGAUUCAAAUGCGCUUCAUUUGUGAUAUCUGUUUGGACGUAUCGCCGUCGCAGUCUGCGUUAGAUGUUCACAGAAAGCGCCAUGAGAAUCCCAAACAUCUGGAAUGCGGCCGUUGCUUGACCGCACACACCACACAAGAAGCUUUGGACAAUCAUCUCUGCAUAACCUACAGGGACAACUAUUUUUGCUGUGGCAGAGAUCGACGUCAUCAUACGACCUAUAAUAAGCACAUGUAUCAAGCUCACGGUAUGCGUACGAAUGCGAGAGUGAAACCUGUACCCGGCGAACUGAUGGGUGUAGCAAGAGCGAAAAGGAAACGCGUUGAAAGUUGUUCAUUUUGUGAGAUGAUAUUCGAAACUAGAGCGUUGAAAAAGAAGCACUUAGAAACUUGCAGAGCAGCUCUCGAUAGUGCAGACCAACAUGGAUAAGUAUAAAAGACCUUGGAACAGACUUUAGUUAAAAAUAAGGGCAGCUGAAGAAAACACACGAGAUACAA